AUGGCCCCCCGCCGCUGUUGCUGUGGCACCCGCCUGCUGCUGCUACGCCUCGUCCUCCUGCUGCUGCAGGGCGCCUCGGCCUCGGCAGGGGCGGCCCCGCCGUGCUCCUCCUCGCCGCCCAGCGUGGACUCGGUGCAGGGGCUGGCCCGGCGCGCCUCCGUGGUGAUCGAGGCUCCCAGCGCGCUGGUGCCGAGCCCCAGCCUGCCCAGCCCGAGCCCGCCGCCCGUCUCCUGGGUGACUCGGGUGCGCGUGCACCAGGUGUGGCCGGCCAAAAGCGGCGGGCUGCGCAAGGACGGGCUGCUGUGGGUGCUGCUGGCCGAGCGCGGCUCCGCCUGCGGGAGCAGCCUCAAGGAAGAGAGCCGCUACAUCUUCUUCAUGGAGCCCGUCGUCGCCUCCAGCGUCAACAACACUGGGGCGCCUUCGCUGCUGCCGCCCUCGCCGCCUUCGCCGCUCUUCCGGGCGUCUUCCCCGCCCCUGGAGACGGGCAGGAGCCUCAAGAAGGAGGUCGGCAGGGCGCUGUGUACCCGGGGAUGUGCUACCCUGUGCCAAAUUACUUCAGAAUGGCUGCAGAAGGGAGCUGUCCACAUUAAACGGUGCUGAUGUUGAGUGAAUGACGUCGGGAUUCCCCAGAACUGGCGGAUAGAUGUCACUGUAAAACAAGGGAAAUACUCUGCGGGGACCUGACAUAUUGGCUGAUAUAAAAGCUGAACAUUUUUCUACAUCAGGUUGUUUUUUUCUUAUGGUGCA
Lacerta agilis (Sand lizard) is the source of this 747-nucleotide messenger RNA. RefSeq names its product pro-neuregulin-2, membrane-bound isoform-like. The coding region runs from base 1 to 600 and encodes 199 amino acids. NCBI's taxonomy places the organism in Eukaryota, Metazoa, Chordata, Lepidosauria, Squamata, Lacertidae. The transcript is spliced from 3 exons. The record is from RefSeq and is a predicted model, not a curated record.